GGAAUAAAACAACCUUCAGUACACACUAGCCGGUCUGUCCAAUCUCACGAAGUGAGCCCUCUUAUCAAGUUGUCAAGCCUUGUUUUGUGAUUAAUCUGUCCUUUAAAGGCACUCUCCCUGACCACAAGAGCGUGUGACAAUCGAGUGCACCAGUGUACAGCGAGGCGUCGGUGUGACCAGCCGGUACUAUGGACACGCGUCAAGAUAUUCAUCUGUCCGAGCUUAAAAAUGUGACACUCCGGUCAGCAACAGCGGGACCGCUGGAGGAGGAGAUACAGCGUAUAAUUGCGGCUGGAUCACGGGAGCACCCGCUACAUUUGCUCGAUCUGGACGAUCUGGUAAGAAAGCAUCUGGUCUGGCUGAGAACUAUGCCGCGUGUGACCCCAUUCUACGCCGUCAAGUGCAACGAUGAUCCAGCCAUUCUGGCAACACUGGCCGCACUAGGGACUGGGUUUGAUUGUGCCUCGGAAGCUGAGAUACGCACCAUGCUUGGACUGGGAGUUACUCCCGAUCGUAUCAUCUUCGCCCAUCCGAUCAAAUCUGUGCAAGCCCUCGCAUUCGCUAAAGCUCACGGAAUCCGCCGGAUGACGUUCGAUAAUGAGUGUGAACUGGAGAAGGUAGCACGCGAAUAUCCGGAAGCUGAGCUUGUGCUACGCAUCCGACACGACUCAGACCGUGUGUUGAUAGCGCUGGGCAAGAAGUUUGGGUGCGAUGCACGAGGUAAUGGACGUCAGCUGCUGGCACGUGCCAAACAACUCGGCGUUUCCGUGAUUGGCGUUAGCUUCCACGUUGGUUGUGGAAGCUUGGAUGCCGAUUGUUUCUAUCACGCGAUCGCAUCGGCUCGAUCGGUGUUUGAUUAUGCGCGGGAUGAGCUUGGGAUGCGGUUGUGGCUGCUCGAUGUAGGAGGAGGAUUCCCCGGGGACAACGAUAAACCGAUCGACGAGUACGCACAGGCAGUGUGCCGAGGAUUAGAGGAGUUCUUCCCGGACGAUAAGGACGAGGUGUUUGUAUUAGGAGAGCCAGGUCGAUUCUAUGUCGGAUCUGCUGUAACGCUGCUCACCACAGUUCAGGGCAAAAAGGUGGUCCGAGAUGAGGCCGACAACGUGCACCAGAUGAUGUACUACAUAAAUGAUGGAGUUUUUGGGACGCUGUUCGAUUGGCUCAGCCUGAGAGAGAUUAAGGAUCUGAAGCGUGCCGUUCCGUUGGUGCGCAAGGAGAGACAACACGAGCGUACCUUCCCAACCACCAUCUGGGGACCUACCUGUGACUCGACAGAUAUCGUGUGCGAAGAUGUGGAGUAUCCCGAGCAUCACAUAGGAGACUACAUCGUGUUUGAGAAUCUCGGUGCAUACGGCAUGACAUUCGCGACCAACUUCAACGGAUUUCCGAAGCCCUCGGUGCAGACUUACAUUAAAGAAAACAUGUGGAACAUGCUUCACACGAUCGCCAGCAAGGACUGGAAGCAGAAAACACUCACCUUCUUCGAGGGCAUCCUAGAGAAAGCUCCCUAACAAACAACACAACCAACGCGAACAGCUUUAAAUUGUAUUGCCUUUUAUUCGGUGAGUUCUGCGAGGUGCAUUUGUAUGUGUGUUUGAAUAAAACAACCUCCAAGUGUACCGAAAUCCCAAAAUGGGAAUUUCAAAACUAA
Molecule: messenger RNA, 1651 nt
Organism: Anopheles stephensi (Asian malaria mosquito)
Lineage: Eukaryota; Metazoa; Arthropoda; Insecta; Diptera; Culicidae
Product: ornithine decarboxylase-like
Exons: 2
Coding region: 189-1511 (440 amino acids)
Cellular component (GO): cytoplasm
Molecular function (GO): ornithine decarboxylase activity
Source: RefSeq, a predicted model, not a curated record